Haemonchus placei is the source of this 480-nucleotide messenger RNA. Lineage: Eukaryota; Metazoa; Nematoda; Chromadorea; Rhabditida; Trichostrongylidae. The record is from the annotation of a GenBank genome assembly.
AUGAUGAUGGUGAACUUCUUUCUCACGAAACCUCACACAAGCCCUGAUCUAAUGUCUUUCUACUUAGAUCCGAUCUCUUGUCGAGAUGAACUUGAGGCCUGGAUAUAUUUUUUCGUCUAUCUUGUCAAAGGCACCCUGCCAUGGGAAAACGAUCGUGCUGAUGAUGUGAAAUGGACAAAGAUCAAAUCAAUAAACUACGGUGAACUGUUCGAAGGGUUACCGAAACAAUAUAAAAAGAUCCUUGACACUAUCACGCGCGAAGGAUCGACUGAUCCAGUUUCGAACAACGAGUAUGAUCGUUUGGAAGAACUCACAAAAGAAAUCAUCUACAAUGUUGGUAAUAUUAAAGACGAAGAUGACAAUUUCGAUUUUGAGAGAGACCCAACAGAAGAUGAAAUACCAAGUAGUGAUAGUUCUCUCCCGAGCACACCCAUUUACUUAAAACUACUUGAGGUUGCGGUAGGUUCAAGCUGUACGUAG